This is a messenger RNA of Helianthus annuus (common sunflower), 913 nucleotides long. RefSeq lists its product as uncharacterized. The record is from RefSeq and is a predicted model, not a curated record. Bases 481 to 765 code for a protein of 94 amino acids. Lineage: Eukaryota; Viridiplantae; Streptophyta; Magnoliopsida; Asterales; Asteraceae. The transcript has 2 exons.
GCAUACACACAUCAUGUUAUCAGCAAUCAUUCAUAUGAAUUAUGAAGCACAUAACUUUUAGAUAAAGCCUCUAUAAAAAUUAUCAAUUUGGUUUGUGUUAAAACGAGCUCUAACCAGAAUGGGUUCCGGUUGGAAUGAGCCGUCUAAAAAAACUGAGCUUGACCGUAAUGAGCCUAUAUGCAAAUUCUUUUUUAACCUAAAUCAACACAGUUUUUGGAUAACUGGUCGCGAUUGUUAACUGUCGUCCCUAAAUCAACACAGUUUUUGAAUACUUGGCCACGAUUGUUGACUUGUCAUCCCUACAUACACUGUAGCCGCCUGUUAGCCAACCCGAUAUGAUUGACACCAUGUUACUUGUUUAAUUUUUAUAUAUCAUAAAUCUCUAUAAAUCAUGAGAUAUUUCGAUUUUAUUACCAAGUUGUGAGCUUUAUCUUCCAUGAAACCUUUUUUUUCAAGAUAAGAGUUAUAUAAGUGAUAAAAAUGUGGCCAAAGUUGGAGAAAACAGCGAGUCCACAAGAGGAGAAUUCCGAAAACACCCCUGACCCGACAAUGAUAUCUUCGGUUGAUACCAAAUACUGUACAAGGAAGAGAUCUGAUGAAGCUGGUUUUGUGGACAAUGCAAAGGAAAACAUGAAGUCUUUUAUUCAUGCCUCUUUUGAUGAACACAAGACAUGCUUCAAGGCAACUUGGCACAAGAUGACUGAAAUAUUCCAAGAAGAAAAAUCUGCAGGACUAGAAGCGCAAAACCCUCAGGCGAAGAACUAAGAACUAAUCAUUUGGGUAUGUUUUAUCGUUCAUUUUGUAUUUCGGUUACUUUUCUGUCAAAUGGUUGAUGAUCAAAACUGGUAUUUGGUAAAGACAAUUAUAGUUACACUUUCGUUCGUCAAAAUAAAUGUUAUUGGGUAAUUUUCAA